This is a messenger RNA of Dermochelys coriacea (leatherback sea turtle), 744 nucleotides long. RefSeq names its product activated RNA polymerase II transcriptional coactivator p15-like. NCBI's taxonomy places the organism in Eukaryota, Metazoa, Chordata, Testudines, Dermochelyidae. Gene Ontology annotation, cellular component: transcription regulator complex; nucleus. Gene Ontology annotation, biological process: positive regulation of transcription initiation by RNA polymerase II. The transcript has 6 exons. The record is from RefSeq and is a predicted model, not a curated record. Gene Ontology annotation, molecular function: DNA binding; transcription coactivator activity. The coding region runs from base 208 to 582 and encodes 124 amino acids.
CCAGCGCUCGGAGUCGGAGAGUCUCGCUCGCGCCGUUCCCCGCCAGUUCUGUAGUGGGUGUCCAUUAGCACAGGGCCACCAAAGUUUCUUUCACCCCAGCUAGCCUCAGUUCAAUCCUUGUUGUAAGGAACCUGGGCAAAAAUCUCUGGAAUUAUUCCUUGCACUCUGUGAUGACCGCAGAGUUCUUACUCUGCGUCUCCGAGUAGAAUGCCCAAGUCCAAGGAGCUUGUGGAAACAACCACUUCAGACAGUGGGUCUGAUGCUGAGAAUGAAAAGAAAAGAAAAAAGGAGAUGCCGUCCAAGCCGGAGAAAAGGCCAAAAACUGAGGCCAAAACUUCCAAGGUGGCAACAAAAAGUCAAGGGCAAGACAGUGAAGAGGAGGGCAUGUUCCAGAUUGGGAAGAUGCGCUAUGUCCGAGUGUCCUGCUUUAAGGGGAAAGUCCUUGUGGAUAUCCGAGAAUUCUACAUAGAUAAGGAGGGGGACACUAAACCUGGGAGAAAAGGGAUUGCCUUAUCUGCCGAACAGUGGAACCACUUGAAGGAGAUCAUUCCAGACAUUGAUGCUGCAGUCAAGAAAUUCUAAGAUGUUGUUUGUUUAAAAUCCUGUAUUUUUCCUUUUUUUCCCUUUUUUUUUUUCUUAAUUGCUAUUCUGCAUUGGAUUCCAUCCAAGGGAAAGGUUCAUUUGUUUUUAGAUUGUGAUAAUGCUCAAGGGGCUAGAGAUUGCUUUAAGGUUUUAAAAUAUAAU